Molecule: messenger RNA, 2527 nt
Organism: Carlito syrichta (Philippine tarsier)
Lineage: Eukaryota; Metazoa; Chordata; Mammalia; Primates; Tarsiidae
Gene: WLS
Product: wntless Wnt ligand secretion mediator
Exons: 12
Coding region: 94-1719 (541 amino acids)
Biological process (GO): intracellular protein transport; Wnt signaling pathway; Wnt protein secretion
Cellular component (GO): organelle membrane; endomembrane system
Molecular function (GO): Wnt-protein binding
Source: RefSeq, a predicted model, not a curated record
GAAGGCGGCGGGGGGAGCGCGCGCGCGCGCGCGGGGCGGGAGGAGCGCACCCCACACCAUUAUUUCGGGGGCUAGGCAAAAGGGGGCGCAGAAAUGGCUGGGGCAAUUAUCGAGAACAUGAGCACCCGGAAGCUGUGCGUCGUCGGCGGGGUCCUGCUGGCGCUCCAGGUCGUCGCCUUUCUGGUGGGAGGCUUGAUCGCUCCAGGGCCCACGACGGCAGUGUCCUACAUGUCGGUGAAAUGUGUGGAUGUCCGAAAGAACCAUCACAAGACAAAAUGGUUAAUGCCUUGGGGACCAAAUCAGUGUGACAAGAUCCGAGACAUCGAGGAAGCAAUUCCGAGGGAAAUCGAAGCCAAUGACAUCGUGUUUUCUGUCCACAUUCCCCUCCCCUCCAUGGAGAUGAGUCCGUGGUUCCAGUUCAUGCUGUUUAUCCUGCAGCUGGACAUUGCGUUCAAGUUGAACAACCAAAUCAGAGAAAACGCAGAAAUUUCCAUGGACGUUUCCCUGGCUUACCGUGAUGACAUGUUUGCUGAAUGGACUGAAAUGGCCCAUGAGCGAGUACCGCGGAAGCUCAAAUGCACCUUCACAUCUCCCAAGACUCCAGAGCAUGAGGGCCGUUACUAUGAAUGUGAUGUCCUUCCUUUCAUGGAAAUCGGGUCUGUGGCUCAUAAGUUUUACCUUUUAAACAUCCGGCUGCCUGUGAAUGAGAAGAAGAAAAUCAACGUGGGGAUUGGGGAGAUCAAGGAUAUCCGGUUGGUGGGGAUCCACCAAAACGGAGGCUUCACCAAGGUGUGGUUCGCCAUGAAGACCUUCCUCACGCCCAGCAUCUUCAUCGUCAUGGUGUGGUACUGGAGGAGGAUCACCAUGAUGUCCCGACCCCCGGUGCUUCUGGAAAAAGUCAUCUUCGCCCUCGGGAUUUCCAUGACCUUCAUCAACAUCCCGGUGGAAUGGUUUUCCAUUGGGUUUGACUGGACCUGGAUGCUGCUGUUUGGAGACAUCCGGCAGGGCAUCUUCUACGCCAUGCUCCUCUCCUUCUGGAUCAUCUUCUGUGGUGAGCACAUGAUGGAUCAGCACGAGCGGAAUCACAUCGCAGGCUACUGGAAGCAAGUCGGACCGAUCGCCGUUGGCUCCUUCUGCCUCUUCAUAUUCGAUAUGUGUGAGAGAGGGGUCCAACUCACGAACCCCUUCUACAGUAUCUGGACCACAGAUGUUGGAACAGAGCUGGCCAUGGCCUUCAUCAUCGUGGCCGGGAUCUGCCUGUGCCUCUACUUCCUGUUCCUGUGCUUCAUGGUGUUCCAGGUGUUUCGGAACAUCAGCGGGAAGCAGUCCAGUCUGCCAGCCAUGAGCAAGGUCCGGCGGCUUCACUAUGAGGGGCUAAUAUUCAGGUUCAAGUUUCUCAUGCUGAUCACCUUGGCCUGUGCUGCCAUGACUGUCAUCUUCUUCAUUGUUAGUCAGGUGACCGAAGGCCACUGGAAAUGGGGCGGUGUCACGGUCCAAGUGAACAGUGCCUUUUUCACGGGCAUCUACGGCAUGUGGAACCUGUACGUCUUCGCUUUGAUGUUCUUGUAUGCACCAUCCCAUAAAAACUACGGAGAAGACCAGUCCAAUGGCGAUCUGGGCGUCCACAGUGGGGAAGAACUCCAGCUCACCACCACGAUCACCCAUGUGGACGGCCCCACCGAGAUCUACAAGCUGACCCGCAAGGAGGCCCAGGAGUAGGAGGAGCAGGCUGCAGCGCCGGCUGGGACGGCCUCGCCACACCCAGCCCCCUCCUCGAGCAGGGCGCCCACAAGCUCGGCGUACGGACGAGUGCCCGUGGCUCUCGGCUGUGGUUCUUGGACCAGCGGCUCAGACGUUUGUCAGUCUGUCUUCUGACAGUUGCUUUCAGAGGAAGAGCCCUGCAGCCACUGAUGCGUGGUGUAUGAUAACAGGAACUCUGGUAUGACACGUUUUCUGUGGUCAUUGUUAACUCGUGACAUAGCCACAUCGGGUGGUUAGCAAGCCUCGUGUGUUGGGGCUGUACUCCUUGGGGAUGGUUUGGGCCAGGUAGGGAGUGGAAUAUUUGACUUUUCUCCUAUUUUAGAGGCUAGGUUCUAUUUUAACAUCGCUGGCAUAAUUUGUCAAGGUUGACUGGUGUCAUAGUCUUCUCACUCCUAAUCCAUGAUCACUUUUUUUUGUCUAUUUAUAUCACCAAGUAGCCUACUGAGUAAUAUUUAAGUUGCCGAUAGAUAUGUAUCCCUGUUUUUUUCUGUGGCGUAAUGUAACCGAAUUUCAUGAGGAGUUCGAUUCCACCAGGGGUAUUUCAGCUUUGAAACCAAAUCUGUGUAUCUAAUACUAACCAGUCUGUUGGAUGUGGGCUUUUAAAAAUGUUUGCUAAACUUCCCAAGUAGGAUUUAUUGUAUUAAACGGCCUUUGGGUCUGAAAAGCUUUUUUAACCUCUUGCUUAAGAUGUGUCUUAUUUUGAUAAGAUGCUUCAAACAACCUCCCCGAGUGUAGAUCCCAUCUCUUAAAUAAACCCGUGUGAAUA